AUGGCGAGCCACUCCUACCGCAUCAGCUCCAGCUUCAGGGUCAGGGGUUUCAGCUCCCGCUCCACCAUCGUGCCCAGGCCUGGAGCUCACAGCUGCAUCAGUGCCAUGGCCUACAGCGGGGGUGGUCCUGGGGGGCCAGGCUACGGGCAUCUUAUUGCGAUGAGUUACGGAUGGCCCCUAAGCAGCAGGGGCAGCUUUGGCUACCGGGCAGGGGGCCUUUGCAGACCCAGCCCCCCCUGCAUCACCACCGUGUCGGUCAACGAGAGCCUCCUGGUGCCCCUCAACCUGGAGAUCGACCCCAACGCUCAGUGCAUGAAGCACGAGGAGAAGGAGAAGAUCAAGUGCCUCAACAGCAGGUUCGCUGCCUUCAUCGACAAGGUGCGCUUCCUGGAGCAGCAGAACAAGCUGCUGGAGACCAAGCUGCAGUUCUACCAGAACUGCAAGUGCUGCGAGAGCAACCUGGAGCCGCUGUUUGAGGGCUACAUCGAGACGCUAGGCGGGAGGCUGUCCUCGGAGCUCAACCACGUGCAGGAGGUGCUGGAGGUGCUGGAGGGCUACAAGAAGAAAUGAGUGUAUGAAGAAGAGCUGGCCCUCAGGACCACGGCUGAGAAUGAGUUCGUGGUGCUGAAGAAGGACGCAGAUGGUACCUAUCUGCACAAGGCACACCUGGAGGCCAAUGUGGAGCAGCUUAGGGAGGAGAUUGUCUUCCUGUGGUCUCUCUAUGAGGAGGAAAUUCAUCUCCUUCAGUCACAGAUCUCCGACACUUCAGUGGUGGUGGAGACGCACAACAGUCGGGAGCUCAGCAUGGACUUGGUUGUGGCCGAGAUCAAGGCUCAGUAUGAUAUUGCCAGCCGCAGCUGGGCUGAGGCCGAGUCCUGGUAUCAAACCAAGCGCGAGGAGAUGAAGGCCAUGGUGACCAGGCAGGGUGAGAACUUCCACACAAAAAAGGAGGAUGUCAGCCAGCUAAACUGCAUGAUCCAGAGACUGUUGGCCGAGGUGGAGAACUCCAAGCAGCAAAGGUUCAAACUGGAGACCACAGUGGCCAACACAGAGCAGCAGUAUGAGUCGGCCCUCAGCGAUGCCCACUGCAAGCUGGCUGAGCCAGAGGGUGCCCUGCAGAAGGCCAAGCAGGACAUGGCCUGCCUGCUCAAGGAGUACCAGGAGGCGAUGAACUCCAAGCUGGGCCUGGACAUUGAGAUCAGAACCUACAGGUGCCUGCUGGAGGGUGAGGAGCAGAGGUUGUGUGAAAGCGUGGACUCUGUUAACAUCUGUGUGAGCCAUUCCCAGGGCAGUGUGGUCUGUGGGGACCUUGGUUCCACUGUCCUGCAUGGCCUGGGGGGCACGGCCGUCAGUAGUGGUGCACUGUGCUCCCCCUCUAUGGUGGGGGCCUGCUCCAGUGCAAGAUCUGUGCAGUUUGCAUAG
Molecule: messenger RNA, 1422 nt
Organism: Galeopterus variegatus (Sunda flying lemur)
Lineage: Eukaryota; Metazoa; Chordata; Mammalia; Dermoptera; Cynocephalidae
Product: keratin, type II cuticular Hb5-like
Biological process (GO): intermediate filament organization; keratinization
Cellular component (GO): keratin filament
Molecular function (GO): structural constituent of skin epidermis
Source: RefSeq, a predicted model, not a curated record